CGGUAGCAUGACCCAGCCAUGACAAGUACAUGGCUGUUCAACGAUGAAUUGGAGUAAAAUUGGUGACAAGAGCGCAGGUAUCUGUGCCAGGAGUACAAUGCAGCAGAGCCAUUGGACAAGUUACUGUCGAUCAAUAUCACGGUAAUUAAACUAUGCGUACCGUGCGCAGGACAAUGACUGCGAAACCAAGCAACAUAGCAUAUAUAAAGCGCUGCUCGCGAGAUCUAAUGCGGCCUCAGCAACAAAGGUGCUCAUCUUGAGCAGUCACUCGUCUUCCUGGAGACCGUAGGCCGGAAAGGAAGCUUUUGCGGAUCAGUCACUCUUUCUCCGCAUAUCAACGCUCCGCAGGAAGCUUGCAAGAUGCAUCGCAUGCUCUUCACUACCAGCCUCCUUGUCACUCUCGGCUCUGUUACGUUUGCCGCUCCCGUCACGAUCGCCGAGAGAUCGCUGAAGGUCCCUUUGCAUUCAAGGCAAGAUGCCACAUCUCAGGUCGCUGGCGAUCUCGCCCAAUGUCCACAGAUCGCGCCUAUCGACUCGGUCGCGAUCCCCAAUCUUGAUGCAUCGACUACUCUCGACGCUGCGGGCUGUCUGGUCCCUGAUGCUGAAGCUUUGGAUGCUCCUGGAGCGCCGAACAACCCACAGCGAGCAGAGUCGAGUGACGCCACUGCUGUUGAAGCCCCAGAAGUCCCAGACAUUCCUGCCACUGCGCAACUGAUGCCUAAUCAGCUUGGUGAGUCAGUCAGCGAGGCUGUAUCCUUGGCUGCCGCUGGAGCUCCAAAAAAUGAAAACACAGCAGUCAAGAAGCCCGAUAUGCCAGCCACAGAGCCGAUGCAUAUCCCAAUCACCGAUGUCGCCACUACUCCGGAAGUUCCCAAAAUUCCGCAGCACGUGAAGCCGAAAAUCAUCGAGGUUGUGAGGGUUCCACAAGAUCCAUCCACUCAGCAGACGCCUGAUCCGCUGAAUGAAAGUCGCCCAAUUGCCGACAUUGUGCCCCUGGAUGCAUCUGAGACCCCAGACAGCCAUCACGCGCAACUUCAGAAGGUCAAUAUUAUGCAAGUCCCAAACAUCCCGACAACUCCCAACUCGCUUGAUGAUGUCGAGUCCAGCCGGCCUCCUGGAGACGCUGCUGCGGACGACGCUGCCAAGCAAGACGCCCAGCUUCGAGGCAAUGUUGCCGGGCCAGGUGAUCUGCCUAGCACCCUCGCCCACGAACUUGCCCUCAAGAAGCAACCGUGGUCAUGGACAAACGACGACCUCCCAAAGUCUGAAGCUACAUCGCAGAUGAUAUCAGCCCUACGUGCUCGCCAGUUCCUCGGCGGGGCGGCUGGAGGUGGCACGGGCGGGGGUUCUGCCGGAGGCGCAGGUGGUGGUGGCGCUGGUGGCAGUACUGGCGGCGGCGCGGUUGGAGGUGCUGGUGGCCGAAAGGUUCGAGGUGGUGGCGCGGGUGGUGGAACUGGAGGCGGUAAUGUAGGUGGUGGCAACGGUGGUGGCGCCGGUGGUAGCACGGGCGGCGGUGCUGUAGGUGGUGCAGGCUCGGAUAAAGUUGCAAGUGGUGCAGCAGGAGGUGGUACGGGCGGUGGUGCGGUAGGAGGUGCGAACGGGGGAGGCUCAGGAGGGGGUACAGGAGGUGGAUCUGUGGGAGGCGGUGCCAGUGAGCCGCCGCCACCUACCCCACCAGAUGAUGGAGCCUUCGACGAUGAAGAGGACGAGCCAACUGCACGACACAGACAUCAUGCCAAUAAGCACGCGCACCAGGAUGAGGACGAAGACGAAGACGAAGACGAAGAUGAAGACGACGAUGAAGAUAACGAUGACGACAGGGAGUCUAGGCACAGGGGAUCUGGAAGACACCGAAAGCAUAGACAUGAAGACGAGGAUGACAGUGAAGAGGACUCACCAGAUCGACGCCUUCGGAGUCGGCAGAUAGGCCAAAGUCGAGACGACCUACCUCGUACUAAAGUCCCAGAUCCAGACGCCAUCGGAGGAGCUGCAGGGGGCGGCGAAGGCGGUGGUGCAGCUGCCGGCACAGGGGUCGCUGGUGCAGGUGGAGCAGCAGGCGGAGGGAGAGGCGGCGGCGCUGCUGGAGGAACAGGAGGAGGGAAGGGCGGCGGCUCGGCUGGUGGAGGCGAGGGUGGUGGCGCAGCAGGCGGUGCAGGGGGAGGAGAAGGAGGGGGUUCUGCUGCUGGAGGUCAAGGAGGGGGAGCGGCUGGCGGUAGCGGGGGCAGCAACGGAGGCGGGUCUGCUGGCGGAGGCAAACUCGGAGGAGCUGCGGGUGGAAGCGCUAUAGGGGGUGGUGGUUCCGUUGGGGGCGGCUCGGGCGGUGGCAACAGAGGUGGAAGUACUGGCAACGCUGCGGCGGGAGGCAUGAGCAACCCAAGCAUCGAAGUACUCAACGACCCAAAGAUUGAGCUCAUAACGUGCCAAUGCGUCUGCCCCAAGCACUGAAAAGGCAACUGGCAGGUACAAUCUGCUUCAACCUUCCUGAUUAAGGGAUCUGUUUCACUUUUGUCAUGGCGUUUGGGCUUAGGUAGCUUCACUACUUCACUUCGCGCGCCCCAUUUUCUGUAGUUCUAUAAUCUGAAUUGUUUCAUAUGUGCCA
Molecule: messenger RNA, 2599 nt
Organism: Cercospora beticola
Lineage: Eukaryota; Fungi; Ascomycota; Dothideomycetes; Mycosphaerellales; Mycosphaerellaceae
Source: RefSeq, a predicted model, not a curated record